This is a messenger RNA of Pseudophryne corroboree (corroboree frog), 1745 nucleotides long. It is a transcript of the gene MTAP, whose product is annotated as methylthioadenosine phosphorylase. The transcript is spliced from 11 exons. Gene Ontology annotation, molecular function: S-methyl-5-thioadenosine phosphorylase activity. Gene Ontology annotation, cellular component: cytosol. NCBI's taxonomy places the organism in Eukaryota, Metazoa, Chordata, Amphibia, Anura, Myobatrachidae. The record is from RefSeq and is a predicted model, not a curated record. Bases 458 to 1372 code for a protein of 304 amino acids. Gene Ontology annotation, biological process: nucleoside metabolic process.
AGGUUGCGCCUUCUUCCGGAUCCCAAUAUGGCUGCAGUGCACGCUGUGAAGGUUAUGGAGGAUAUGGCUGUUUCUCUUGGCUUCUAACUCCAUUGUCCCGACCUGAUACCCCUGCUGAACACAAUUACAAUCAUGCACAUAAGUCCACGCGGAAUGUGAUAGAAAGAUGUUUUGGUGUGCUGAAAUCUAGGUUUCGGUCUCUGGAUAAGUCUGGUGGCCUUUUGUAACAUGUGUUUGCAACAACAUCUGCCACAUGUUGAGGAGGAGGAGGAGGAAGAAAGCAGCCAGCAAGCAGAGGAAUUAGAGACAUCUGGUGAUACUUGGAGUACAGAUGUAGGGAGGCAGGUUAGGCAAGAGCUCAUCACUCGCUAUUUCUAAGGAUAUGAGAAUGAUUGGAAUUUAGAAAAAGUAAUGAUUAGAAAAAAUCAAGUGGUCUGUUUACUUCCUGCUAACAUGUAUGUGCGGCUCCAUCAACAUUUCCCUCCUCCAAUACCCAAAAAAAAUGUUUGAUACUCACAAUCAAGAUGAGGGGAGUGUGGAUGACGUCUUGGAGGUUGGAAUUAUUGGUGGGUCUGGACUGGAUGAUCCUGAUAUUUUGGAAGGCAGAACUGAGAAGUAUGUUGAUACACCUUUUGGCAAGCCAUCAGAUGCCUUGAUUUUGGGAAAGAUUAAAAAUGUUGAAUGUGUGCUGCUUGCAAGGCAUGGCAGGCAACAUACAAUCGCUCCAACAAAUGUUAACUUUCGUGCAAAUAUUUGGGCUUUGAAGAUGGAAGGAUGUACUCAUAUCCUGGUGACCACAGCUUGUGGAUCACUGAGAGAAGAGAUCCAGCCUGGAGAUAUAGUUAUGAUUGAUCAAUUUAUUGAUAGGACCACUAAAAGACAGCAAACUUUUUAUGAUGGAACACCUACCUGUUUAGCUGGUGUGUGUCAUAUUCCUAUGGCUGAACCUUUCUGUGACAAAACUAGAGAAGUUUUGAUAGACAUUGUUAAGAAACUUGGCAUAAAGUGCCACUCAAAAGGUACAAUGCUCACCAUAGAGGGCCCACGGUUCAGCUCCAGAGCGGAGAGUAACAUGUUUCGUCUCUGGGGAGCGGAUGUCAUUAACAUGACCACAGUUCCUGAAGUAGUUCUUGCAAAAGAAGCUGGUAUCUGUUAUGCAAGUGUUGCAUUGGCGACUGACUAUGACUGCUGGAAGGAACAUGAAGAAGCUGUAUCUGUGGAUAAAGUGUUGAAGACAUUAAAAGAAAAUGCCAAUAAAGCAACCAGUAUACUUUUGACUGCGAUACCUCAGAUAGCGGCGAUGGACUGGACAGACACUAUUCACAACAUGAAGAGCACAGUACAACUUUCAGUCAUGCUGCCAAAACAUUGAUCUCAGGGGCAGGAGAGAACAGUUCCUCAUCAAGGUGAAAUCUAUAUGCCAGCAACAAAGGAGCAAAAGAAAACAGCAACGUCCAUAUGUUCAUGAAGCAUGACCAAAGAGGCUGUUUUACCAUAUACCAGAUGAUGUCCAUGCUCUGUCUACUCAGAAUUUAUUACUGGUGCAAUUUCUGUUGCAACAUGAUAUGAGUGUGGAUAUAUACACUAACUACAAAUACAAUAUAUGAAGACAGAUUGCUGCCUUUCUGUACAAAACUACUUGAAAAUAGAAAUGUGCUUUUGCUAAUGUAAUGCCUUAUUAGAAUGCCAAUAUAACUUGAGAACAUGUACCCCUGUAUCUAAAUAAAACAUUUCUCUAAGACUCA